AUGGUCAACAUCACCUCCGGUCCAGUUGGUGAGAUCAUAGCCACACCCGCAGAUGGCACUCCGCCGGUCACUUACAAUCCAGGCGAUCUGGCGUGGAUGCUGAUGGCGAGCGCGCUGGUGAUGAUUAUGACUCCUGGGCUGGGAUUCUUCUACUCAGGUCUCCUCAGACGGAAAAACGCCCUGUCGAUGAUCUUCAUGUCCAUGGCCGUCUAUGGCGUCGUCUCCUUCCAAUGGUUCUUCUGGGGAUACAGUCUCUCCUUCGCCCCGAAUGCUUCUGCCUUUAUCGGCACUCUGGCUAACUUCGGCUUCAUGGAUGUCGAUCUGCAGCCGUCAAUCGGGGGUCCUAAGAUCCCAGCCCUAGGAUACGCAAUUUAUCAAAUGAUGUUCGCAGCUAUCACUCCCAUGAUUGCCCUCGGCGCUAUUGCCGAACGAGGGCGGAUCGCCCCUGCCUUAGUGUUUACCUUUGUCUGGUCUACCCUUGUCUAUGAUCCUAUUGCAUGCUGGACCUGGAACCCAAACGGAUGGACCGCCAAGAUGGGAACGCUUGAUUUCGCCGGCGGAGGCCCUGUCCACAUGAGCUCUGGAACCGCCGCUCUCGCUUACAGCAUCUGGCUCGGAAAAAGACGGGGCUACGGAACUGAGAAACUUGCGUACAGGCCUCACAACGUAUCACAUGUUGUCCUAGGAACUGCUCUCUUGUGGUUUGGAUGGUUUGGUUUUAAUGGUGGAUCGGCCCUGGCUGCUAACUUGCGAGCAUUCCAGGCUAUCAUGGUCACAAAUACGGCCUCUGCGGUUGGAGGGCUGACUUGGUUGCUGCUAGAUUACUAUCAAGAGCGCAAAUGGUCUCCGGUCGGAUUCUGCUCAGGAGCAAUCGCGGGCUUAGUUGGGGUUACCCCUGCCUCUGGUUACAUCGGAACGCCUGCAAGUGUUGCCAUUGGAGUGAUCACCGCGGUGGUUUGCAAUUACUCAACCAAACUGAAAAUCCUGCUAGGAUGCGAUGAUGCACUUGAUAUCUUUGCCUCUCACGGAAUCGGAGGUUUCGUCGGCUCGAUAUUGACCGGGAUCUUUGCCGAUAAUCGGGUUGCUGCAUUUGACGGGACAACUGCGAUUCCAGGUGGAUGGAUUAACCAUCAUUACAUGCAAAUCCUCUAUCAACUCGGAAGCUCGUGCGCCAUCAUGGCAUACGCCUUUGUGGCCACUCUGAUUAUCCUUAUCGUCAUGAACUACAUCCCUGGACUCUCCCUACGUGCUACCCCUGAGGCCGAGGUGAUUGGAAUUGAUGAACAUGAGCUUGGAGAAUGUGCUUACGAUUAUGCUCUCCUGGAAAGAGACCUCGAGAAUCUUGAUUAUCACGAUGAGCUCCUGAAAGCCACCCGAGAAACGGGUGGAGGAUCGGCUGAAUCUCACAAUAGCUCGAUGAUGAUGGCUCAGCGACAAUCACCGGAAGUAGAACGAGUCGACGUGCCAGCAUCCAACCCAAAUUUUAAAAUUUAG
Molecule: messenger RNA, 1494 nt
Organism: Puccinia triticina
Lineage: Eukaryota; Fungi; Basidiomycota; Pucciniomycetes; Pucciniales; Pucciniaceae
Exons: 9
Coding region: 1-1494 (497 amino acids)
Biological process (GO): ammonium transmembrane transport
Cellular component (GO): plasma membrane
Molecular function (GO): ammonium channel activity
Source: RefSeq, a predicted model, not a curated record